Acanthopagrus latus (yellowfin seabream) is the source of this 1841-nucleotide messenger RNA. RefSeq lists its product as uncharacterized. The transcript is spliced from 2 exons. The coding region runs from base 792 to 1451 and encodes 219 amino acids. NCBI's taxonomy places the organism in Eukaryota, Metazoa, Chordata, Actinopteri, Spariformes, Sparidae. The record is from RefSeq and is a predicted model, not a curated record.
GAUCAACCUCCGUCCUCACAGGGAUUGUCUCCAACAUCGAGUUCACGUGAACCAGAGCAGCAUGAUUCAGAGCGGGACAGAUCUGAGAGAGACAUGUCAUAAAGACAGACAGCUAUUCUUUAUGACUUCUCCUUGGAACUGUCUCUUUGAGCAAUAUGGAGACCAGACUCGCUUUUUUCGUUCUGGUCUUAAUACUUUUUUCAACGUUUUGGAAGCCUGUGCGCAGCCUUAUUGUUAACAGUAGAGAUCAGCUGUUGGCCCUCAGUGGCGCCACGGUGCCGCCGCACGAGCGGCCUGAUGUCCCCCGCGAGCUAAUGAGGAGGAGGAGGAGACACAGGUGCCGUAGGAGAUGCUACAGGCAUCAUGGGUAUUGUCAGAUCUCUCCUCAAUCAGAUGGACGAGCUAACGGCGCUGACCUGGCAUCAGAGGGACUUCUGCGAAUGCAGCAUCAUGGUGCUCACUGAGACGUGGCUAACGGAGCUGACCCCGGACACGGACGAGAGUGGUAAGAGGAAAGGAGGAGGGCUGGCUGUGUCUGUUAAUGACAGAUGGUGUAACUCUGGGCACAUCACUGUUAAAGAACAGGUUGCAUAAUGGACUACAUAAACCUCUGUGUUGAUAACACUGUACCCACCAGGACGUGCAGUGUUUUCCUAACAGCAAACCCUGGAUUAAUCCUGACAUAAAGGCCCUUCUUAAGGAAAAAAGAGGGCCUUUAGGGUCAGGAAACAAGGAGGAGGUGAAAGCUGUGCAGAAGGAGCUGAGGAAGAAGAUCAAAGAGGGGAAGAUACAUGAGGAAGAUGGAGGACCAGUUGCAGCAGAGAAACAUCAGUGGAGUCUGGGAAAGCCUUAAAACCGUCUCAGGGCAGAGGACUCCAGACUCCCAGGCUGUGGGGGAUCAGUCAUGGGUGAACGACAUGAACCUGUUUUUCAAUAGGUUUGACCAAACACCCACCCCUCCCACAGUCCUCCCUGCUGCCCCCCACCACCUCUUCCAUCCCCUCCGUUUACCGCCCCAUUCUCACCUCUACUCUCUAUUUCUCACUCUACUUGGAAAAGUGUCACUGCUGUGGAAAACCUCCUGUGUGGUACCAGAACCAAAGAUCCCUCACCCAAAACACUUUAACAGGUACAGACCAGUUGCUCUCACUUCACACCUGAUGAAGACCCUGGAGCGGCUGGUCCUCGUCCAUCUCUGCCCUCUGGUGGGUCAUUUUAUGGACCCACUCCAGUUUGCUUAUCAGCCCGGCAUCGGAGUGGACGACGCCAUCAUCUUCCCCCUGGAUAGAUCACUGUCUCACCUGGAGAAGCCUGGAGGCACUGUGAGGAUCAUCUUCUUUGAUUUCUCCAGUGCUUUUAACACCAUACUGACUGCACUUUUUGGGGGACAAGCAGCAGCUCACAGGGGUGAACCAACAUCUAACAUCCUGGAUCUUCGAUUACCUCACUAACCGGCCACAGUAUGUGAGAACUUGGGACUACGUGUUGGACACAAUUAUCUGCAGUACAGGGGCCCCACAGGGAGCAUUCCUGGCCUCUUUCCUGUUCAUCCUGUACACCGCCGACUUCUACCACCAAUCCCUUCACUGCCAUCUACAAAAGUUCUCUGAUGACUCUGCUAUUGUCGGCCUCAUCAGGGACGCGGACGACAGAGCCUACAGAGAAUUUAUUCAGGACUUUGUGGACUGGUGCCGGCGGAACCACCUCAAGCUCAACGCCAGGAAGACCAAAGAGCUGGUGGUGGAUUUCCACAGGCACAAACAACCCUGCACACAGGUGAACAUCCUGUGAACAGACAUUGAGAUGGUGACAUCUUACAAGUAUCUGGGAGUCCACCUGAA